AUGGCUGAGUCACAGACUUCCGGCGGCUCAGCUGGUGAAACGAAUGGAAAGACAGCUGGAGUGGCAACUGGUUCGGCAUACAAGGUCAUUGUCCAAGGAACUCCGUCAGUUGCGCCAGUCAGCGGCUCCGGCUUGCCAGAGGCCGCAGCCGGCGCAGCGGGCGCCGCAACAACUACGGGCGCAGCAGCGACAGUCGCGUCAACCGUUUCGCCCACUUCCUCUCGGCACGUUGAAGUGUCAGGCAGGAGAGUGCGCUCGUCGGAAUCCACGGAAUCGUCGCCGCCCUCGGCGGUGUCUACCACGCUCAAAGAAGACCGGCUGUCCCCGUCCUCCAAGUCGGAUGCUGUGCUAUCUACCGGCGACGCAACCACCUCCACUGCUGAAGGUGGAUGCUGUUCUGGCCACGCGGCUACUGACGAGUAG
Dermacentor andersoni is the source of this 423-nucleotide messenger RNA. The record is from RefSeq and is a predicted model, not a curated record. Lineage: Eukaryota; Metazoa; Arthropoda; Arachnida; Ixodida; Ixodidae.